This is a messenger RNA of Manihot esculenta (cassava), 1540 nucleotides long. RefSeq names its product transcription factor TCP15. Gene Ontology annotation, cellular component: nucleus. The transcript has 2 exons. The record is from RefSeq and is a predicted model, not a curated record. The coding region runs from base 239 to 1417 and encodes 392 amino acids. Gene Ontology annotation, molecular function: DNA-binding transcription factor activity; sequence-specific DNA binding. NCBI's taxonomy places the organism in Eukaryota, Viridiplantae, Streptophyta, Magnoliopsida, Malpighiales, Euphorbiaceae.
UUGGCCUCUUCCUUUAUCUCCUUUGUGAGUAGCCAGCUCCCAUCUGAAAGGAAAUCCCAUGCUACCAGAAACAAAGCAAACCAAACCCAAAAUAAUAAAGAAAAAAAAAAAAAAGACCCACUAGGCCAGCAAAGUCAGUGAAUGUUUGAGGGUCACCUACAGAUAUGUACUAGCAGACUAUCAAAAGCAAAUCCAUUCCACCCCCUAAUUAAACUUUUAUAAUACCCUCUCUCCCCACAUGAUCAUGGAUCCUGAAAAUGGGAUCCGCAGCAGCAGGCCUAAUUUCCCCCUUCAAUUACUAGAAAAGAAGCAACACCAACACCCACAGCCACCACCUCCCCCUGAACAUCAACCUUCCUCCUCCUCCUCUAACCCUACCAAGAAACCCCCUCCUAAACGCACCUCCACCAAGGACCGCCACACCAAAGUUGAAGGCCGCGGCCGUCGGAUCCGCAUGCCUGCCACCUGUGCUGCCAGAGUUUUUCAACUCACUCGUGAACUCGGUCACAAAUCCGAUGGUGAAACUAUAGAGUGGUUACUACAGCAAGCUGAACCUGCUGUCAUCGCUGCUACUGGUACUGGUACAAUUCCCGCUAACUUCACUUCCCUUAACAUCUCCCUUCGUAGCUCUGGGUCUUCCAUCUCUGCCUCUCAUCAUUUGAGAAACACUUAUUUCAAUCCCAACUUCGCUGCCCACCAACAGCUACGCACUAGAAAUGAGUGGGAGAAAAACUUAGUCUUCGAAGGAGCAUCCACAGCUUCCCAGCAACAUCGAAGGAUUUUGUUUCCUUUGGAGGAUUCACUAAGCUUUAGUUCCAUUAGUUCAACUAAUAAUGCAGGUGGGACUUUGAAUACCUCUGUUGUUUUGCAAGGUUCACCUGCUAAUAAGCAAGAAGUACGUGGAGGUGGAGACACUUCUUGUCUAGAUGUCGCUGUUGGGGAGACUAGUCUAGGGAGAAAACGGAGGCCGGAGCAUGAAUUAGGCCAUCAGAUGGGGAACUAUUUGUUGCAAUCAACUAGUGCAGGGGCAAUUCCGGCGACUCAUAGUUCUAUUCCGUCAACAUUUUGGAUGGUUUCUAAUCCGAGCAAUAGCCAAGUGAUAAACGGUGACCCCAUGGCUACAUUUCCAUCUUUUAACGCUAGUCCAAAUAUGUAUAGGGGUUCUAUGUCAGGUGGAUUGCAUUUUAUGAAUUUUCCUGCGCCCAUGGCUCUCUUGCAUGGCCAACAAUUGGGUUCAACAAUGAGCGGUGGUGGCAACAGCAGCGGGAAUAAUUUUGUUACUGAAAGUCACUUAGGUAUGCUAGCUGCGCUAAAUACUUAUCGGCCGAUUAUGGGUAGUGGCAGCGCCUCCGAGUCUCUGGCAAGUAGGUCAAAUCCACACCAAGGAGAAGAGGAUGGGCAAGAUACGACUAGCUAAGCAAGCAUAUGUGAGCACAUGAUGCAGCUCCUCUCAGGCUGAGGAAGAAUAAUCAAAGAAAGAAAGAAAGUCUAGUGAGCAAGAAAUAGAGAUGGGUGGCUCUGGCUCUGGCUCUGGCUCUGG